Molecule: messenger RNA, 3684 nt
Organism: Rubroshorea leprosula
Lineage: Eukaryota; Viridiplantae; Streptophyta; Magnoliopsida; Malvales; Dipterocarpaceae
Source: the annotation of a GenBank genome assembly
AUAAAUUGCAAAAUUUUAGAUUAAUGCCACGUGUAAAAUUUUUAUUGGCUGGAGGAGUUUUGAGCCAUGUCAGAUUCGGAUCCUGGGCCCCAUGACAGAUCAGCAUGUGAGUUGGCAAGAUAAGAGAGAUAAAGAUAAUGUUGAGUAAUUAUCUUUUGAAACAAAAAGAGAUAAUGGCAGUUGGCAAGAUAGGGGAGGAUCACAUUUAAAAAGGAGAUUUUAUCUGAUAAAGUCCAGGUGGCAAAAUCUGAAAGGGGUUUAAACUAGGUCAAAGGAAAAAGUGCAAUUAUGCCACCAAAAAAAAACCUGGGGAAGGCUGUCCAGACUUUACAGAUUGGGCUUGGUGAAGGCAGUCCAACACACUCAGAAGGAGAGAAUGAGCCAAUCAUUCCACCACCAUUGUCACCAAUACUUAGGGAGCAUUCUUUUGUCAAUCCUACCUUCAACAAGGGUAGUGAAUCUGGAGAUGAUGUUGCUCAAUCUAGUGAUUCUCUUGUGAAAGCUAUGUCAGAUCAGAUUAGCAUCAUGAGGCACACACUGAUGGAAUCUGAGGAGAAAGCUCGACAAAGAAGCCAAGAGGCAUUUCGACGUGUCAGAAUUGAGCCUCAGCCACAAGCAGCAGAUCUUCAAAGGCAAAAUCAGAACAUUCCAGCUCCAGCACUCGGGGGGCAAGUAAAUCUGCCACAGCCACCUCCCCAGAUUCAGCAAGCAGCAGGCGAACCAGUGCAGCCAGAUCCUGUUGAGGCUGCACCACGUGUGGCAGAUCUGGGUAAUCACCAGCAUCCCAGAUAUCUGCCACCUCCGCGCCGACCAAAUGGAGGACAUCAACAACACAAUGCACCUCCACCAAGGGAGCAUUUUCAGCCUUAUGUGCCACCCGUGCAGCAAAAUCUUCCAAAUCUGCCAGGACAGUACAUAAAUCGUGAUCAGAUCAUUGACAUGGUGCAGGAGGCUUAUGGUCCAGUUUUGAGGCCUCUUGUCAGACCUGCUUACAGAAAACCAUAUCCAGAUUUCAUAGACCAAGAGAAUCCUUUUCCAAGGGGGUUCAAGGUUCCAGAAUUCACUCUAUUUUCCGGAGAUGGUGGAUAUUCUACAAUUGAACAUAUAGGCCGCUUCACAAUUCAAUGUGGCGAGGCCUCCGGUGAUGAGAAUCUGAAGCUCAGGCUUUUUCCUAGUUCAUUAACUAGUACAGCUCUCACCUGGUAUCUAAGUCUGCCACAGAAUUCUGUUUAUACUUGGAGGCAGAUGGAAGAUCUUUUCCACAUCCAGUUCUACCGUAGUGAGCCAGAAGUGUCCAUGGCAGAUCUAUCUCGUCUGGUGCAGCGACCUAGGGAAACAUCUGAGGCCUUUCUGGCCAGAUUUCGGAAGGCCAGACUUAAGUGCAGAAUUGCCCUGCCAGAACAGGAAUUUGGAAUUCUGCGUUUUCCAGAUAAGGCCAAAGAAACUAUGGGAGUUGACGCAGAUCCAUUCCCUACCAUGUCUGUUGGGGUGAACGCGGCAUAUCUCAAGAGCAUUGCCAGAGACAGAACUCAAACAUACUAUAGGCGCAGACUUGCAGCUGAUGAUCUGAGGUGGGUCAUUGAGGAGGCCAGGACCCGCAGAAAUCAGGUCAGAUCCGGUUCAUACCGAAGGAGACAGUCCGGGGGGCACAACUCAACUCAACAGAAAAAUAAUGCAAAUCUGGCAGAAAAGCCCAGAAUGGUGAAACCACCACCCAGAUCUCCAACCAAACGAUGGGAACGUGUGGUACAUCCAAAAUUUCCUAAAGGUCAGAAUCCAAGGACCUUGAGGAGACGUUUACAACGCAAAAGGGCUGCAGAAAGACACCAACAGCAGAUUACAUACUCGGGGGGCAUGGCAAAUCAGGCACAGCCGCUCCCAGCAAGAAGGAAAUCAGUGUGGGUCCGUAAGGAAAAAGGGAGCUCAUCUGGUCAGAAUGCUCCAAAAAAGGAAGAACCACCCAGAAUUCCAACAUCACCUCGAGUUCUGGCUGUGGAAUCCAAUGAAGAAACUGGUUUGAAGGCGAAGUUUGACAUGCCAGAUAAAGCGGAAAAUUCAUCAGAUGUAAUCUGUUUUGGUGAGUUUUCCGUGAAUUUAUCUUGCUUGGUGAUCACUCUUCCUUUGGUCUUUCAAGCAAAAGAGCAGUCAGAAUCUGCAGUCUGUCACCAGGCAGAUUUGACUGAGGAAGAAGAAGGCGUGAUGAGCAGAAUUGUUGUUGUGGAAAAACGAAUUCUGCCAUCUAUUCACAUGCGAGGUAUGGCAAUUUCUGCUUGUUCCAUAGACAUAACCCAGACAGAUUGGCGCUAUCCGAUCAUGGAAUACCUCAAAAAUCCAAAUUUUAAGGCCUCAAGAAGAACAAAAAUGCAGGCCUUGAAUUAUGUUCUAUUGGAAGGUGUUCUUUAUAGAAGGGGACAUGAUGAAUUACUUCUGCGCUGUCUUGGUCCAGAUGAGUACUGCCAGAUUAUGUCAGAUGUGCAUAACGGAAUCUGUGGUGCACACCAAGAUGGAAUUAAGAUGAGAUGGCUAAUUCGUAGACAUGGAUUCUUUUGGCCAUCAAUCUUGAAAGAUUGCAUCAGCUAUGCUAAAGGUUGUAAAGCCUGCCAGAUUCAUGGACCACUGCAGAGAGUUCCAGCGUCAGAACUCCAUCCAAUUGUCAAACCGUGGCCAUUUCGAGGAUGGGCCAUAGAUUUGAUCGGUAAAGUUUAUCCUCCUUCGACUAGAGGGCAUUCUUUUAUUAUUGUUGCCACAGAUUACUUUACCAAGUGGGUGGAAGCAAAGCCAAUGAAGAAGGUUGACCAAACCGAUAUUAUUAAAUUUCUCAAGGAGGAAAUCAUUCACAGAUUCGGUUUGCCAGAAACAGUGACUUCAGAUCAGGGGACAGUUUUUGUUGGUGCACAAGUUGAAGCAUUUGCAAAAGAAAUGGGAUUUAGGUUACUCACUUCAACCCCUCAUUAUGCUCAAGCCAAUGGUCAAGCUGAAGCUUCCAACAGAAUUGUGAUAAAUCUGCUGGAAAAAAUGGUUGAUGAUAAUCCAAGGUAUUGGCAUGAGCUGUUAUCUGACACAAUCUGGGCUUAUAGAACUUCACAAAGGAGUUCUACCAAGGUAACUCCAUUUUCUUUAACUUAUGGACAUGAUGCUGUUCUGCCCAUGGAGUUAUCUGCUAGAUCAUUGCGUAUAGCAAUUCAACAUGGUCUCACUUCUGGAGAAUAUAAUGAAGCAAUGAUUCUAGAGUUAGAAGACCUUGAAGGUAUGCGAUUGACGGCCUUAGAUAGGCUGCAAACGCAGAAGUUAAAAGUGGCUCGGGCAUACAACAAACGAGUGAAAUCUAGAAGUCUGGCAGAAGGAGAUCUGGUAUGGAAAGUAAUUCUGCCACCUGGAAAGAAAGACCCCAGAUUUGGGAAAUGGUCUCCAAAUUGGGAAGGACCAUUUCGAAUACAUGAAGUGCUUAGAGGAGGAGCAUAUUGGCUUGAAUCAUUAAAUGGAGAGCUACAUCCUCGAAAAAUAAAUGGAAUCUACCUUAAGCCUUACUAUCCUAUGAUAUGGGAGGCUAGAGAUUUGGAUACCAUUGAUUCUACCUGAGACAGAUUUGAGGCCAAAUCUAGCUGUGAACAACCACAAUGGCCAGAUUUUGGCCAUUACAGAUUUCAACCUGUACCAGAGUAUGAACAAAAAGUACAGCAAGCA